AUGAAUGUCUGGACUGAGUUUGCAGACAGAUACAUAGCGAAGAAGAUACACGUAAAUGUGUGGAGGAGCGCGUUAAUUUCCACUUUGCUAACCCUAUGUUCUGACAGAGCGAAUAAGGACACACAAACUGUCCCCGCUGGGCCUCGGUUCAGCAGCUCCGGUCCAGCGGCCGGACGCCCUUCCGCUCACGGACCUCCUUGGUACCUGAGUGCUCCAUUUCCCACGACCGUCAGCAGCAAAGGGCCGCCCGGCUCCCCGCGGGGCCUGCCCGGGGACGAGCAGGUGCACGGCAGACGCGGGAGCGGCCCGCUGGCUCCGCCCCGGACCCUGGGUCCGGACCUGCGCCGCCUCGCGGGCGCCGGCCGCCCGGGGCGUCUCCUACGGCGGGGCCCGGCGGGUGGGGGUCCUCGGGCGGCCAAUAACACGCUUCUCCCCGGGAGCCAGGCCCGCGGCCGGCUCACGAGCUCAACCGGGCCGUGGGGCCUUGGGCUAAACCGGGCGCCGGGCGACUGCUCUGCGCGGCCCGCAACCGGGCAGCGGAGCGGGCGGCCGCCGCCGCCGGACCAGUCCCGGGGUCGGGGCGGCCUGGAGAGGCUGGUGUGGGGGCAGCAGCCCGCGUCCGCGCCCGCCGUGACCUUGGCGCCCGCCCGUGCCUCGUGCGCCUCCGCCUCGCGAGGGAGCCACGCUCCGCCGCGGGUUUUCGGCGCCGCCGGGCCCGGCCUGCGUCGCGCGACGCCGCCGGACGUGCCGGCGCUCGGCAGCGCCGCGCUCAUUGGGCCGCGCGCCCGUCCGUCAGGCGGCCCGGCGCGCGGCCGCGCGAGCGCCCGCCCUCGCCGCUCUCCUCGCCGGCCGGCGGCCUCGGCGCCCGUGCUCGCCUAG
This is a messenger RNA of Perognathus longimembris pacificus (Pacific pocket mouse), 879 nucleotides long. Its product is annotated as collagen alpha-1(I) chain-like. The transcript is spliced from 4 exons. NCBI's taxonomy places the organism in Eukaryota, Metazoa, Chordata, Mammalia, Rodentia, Heteromyidae. The coding region runs from base 1 to 879 and encodes 292 amino acids. The record is from RefSeq and is a predicted model, not a curated record.